Messenger RNA from Dreissena polymorpha, 1067 nucleotides. Its product is annotated as RING finger and CHY zinc finger domain-containing protein 1-like. The record is from RefSeq and is a predicted model, not a curated record. NCBI's taxonomy places the organism in Eukaryota, Metazoa, Mollusca, Bivalvia, Myida, Dreissenidae. Gene Ontology annotation, biological process: protein ubiquitination; ubiquitin-dependent protein catabolic process. Gene Ontology annotation, cellular component: nucleus. The transcript is spliced from 8 exons. Gene Ontology annotation, molecular function: zinc ion binding; ubiquitin protein ligase activity. The coding region runs from base 38 to 907 and encodes 289 amino acids.
UAUAAGCAUUCGUAUUGGACAAACUUUUAUUUUGAUAAUGUCGGAUGUUAAAACUGUCAGGAUAGGUUGUGAGCACUAUGCCCGCAAGUGUGUGUUUGUGGCACCAUGCUGUAAGAAAUUUUACAAAUGCCGUGUGUGCCAUGACGAAAAUGAGACUCAUGUGAUUGAUCGCAAGGCAGUGGAGCACAUCAAGUGUAGCAUGUGUGAUCUGGUGCAAAAUGUGCAAAAUAUCUGUGAGGGCUGCAAUGUGGUGUUUGGGAAAUAUUUCUGUGAGAAGUGUCGGCUAUACGAUGAUGAGGACAAGGGUCAAUUCCACUGCGAUGGAUGUGGACUGUGCAGGAUUGGAGGAAGAUCCAAUUUCUUCCACUGUGAAAAGUGUGGCAUAUGCUUGUCAAACAGUCUGAAAGGGAAACACAAGUGCAUUGAAGAGAGCUCCCGCCGUAAUUGUGCAGUGUGUCUUGAAGACCUGCACUCAUCAAGAAGUGAUGCACACAUCCCACCUUGUGGUCACUUGAUACACAGGGCUUGUAUGGAGCAAUGUAUACAGACUGGCAACUAUUACUGCCCGACAUGUGCUGAAAGCCUGUUUGACAUGAAGCAGGCGUGGAAGAUACUGGAUCAGGAGGUGGCCAAUACCCCCAUGCCUGAUGAGUACAAGGAUUACCAUGUAACAAUACUCUGCAGGGACUGUCAUCAGGAGAAUAAGGUUCUGUUUCACGUGAUAGGAUUGAAAUGCCCGAAAUGUGGCUCCUACAACACAUGUCGCUCAGGUGAACGAUACGAGACUACCAAUGUCACACCACAGAUACAGCGUCAGAUGUCUGAUGUAGUUCAGGAACAGUGGUCAGAAGAAGCUCAUGGUCAAGGGUCAGAUGGGGCCCAGGGUACUAGGUCAGAUGUGGUCUAGGAUCAGGGAGGGCAGGAAUUGGAGUUGCUGAGGUCGUUGGUUGAUUCCUCAACAGGGGCUGUCUCAACAUCAUCAUGUUUUAGUUUUAAUAACAGUCAGGCAGGGGUCAUCUCAAGGUCAUCAGUGAUAGAGAUUGGGAAAGAUGAAGUGUUGGGUAAAA